Molecule: messenger RNA, 1971 nt
Organism: Thamnophis sirtalis
Lineage: Eukaryota; Metazoa; Chordata; Lepidosauria; Squamata; Natricidae
Source: RefSeq, a predicted model, not a curated record
CGGCGGCGGCGGCGGCUGAGGGAGAGGGAGCCAGAAUAGGAUGGGGCACUGAGGGCGUCUGGAGGCGCCGCGGGAAGUCGAAUAAUGGCGCGGAGCAGUCGGGCUCUCGGCAGGGCUCUGGUGGAGAGGUUGGCAGUGCCUUCGCGUAGAGUAGCCCUCAGGCAUUUGACUUCUUGGGAAAUAUUGGUGAGCAAAGCACCACUGCCACAAAUACCAGCAAAAAAUUGUGCCUUUCCAAGAAGAACUUACUUCAACUUCACUGCACCAUUCGUGAACAAAAGGAAAGAAUAUUCAGAAAGAAGAAUUAUAGGGUAUUCUAUGCAAGAAAUGUAUGACGUGGUAGCUGUUGUAAGUGAAUACAAGAACUUUGUUCCUUGGUGCAAAAAAUCAGACGUAUUAUCCAAACGUACAGGAUACUGCAAAGCUAAAUUAGAAGUAGGAUUUCCUCCUGUGUUGGAAAGAUACACAUCAGUUAUUACACUAGUCAGACCUCACUUGGUUAAGAUUUCUUUUGAGUUUCGCUCCCUUCUGCAUUCUCAGCUUGCCACAUUGUUCUUUGAUGAAGUUGUUAAACAGAUGGUAGCUGCAUUUGAAAGAAGAGCAGGCAAGCUCUAUGGUCCAGAAACUACAAUACCUCGAGAGUUAAUGCUCCAUGAAGUGCAUCAUACAUAAAGUAGUUUUGACAUUUCUUGGGACACCAUCUUCACAUGAGAGAUGUUUUUCUCAUGUGGGCUUCCAAUUACAUGGGGCAUUUUUUGCCAAUUAUGUAUAAUACUACUGUAUAAAACAUGCAUGUUAAGAUGCAGGUGUACAUAGAAGCUUCAGUCAAGUGCAAUUCUAAGGUGCUGGUAAGUUCACUGAGUGGCAGCUACAUUUACAAUGGCCUCUCCUCAUCUUUUCAGCGUGUAUAAAACUCAGCACUGUUACCAGAUCUAUAGCCUUAUUUUGACAAAAUGUUUAAUAUUUACUAUUGAAAUCAAGGUUAAGUUAUUAUUUUAAAUGCAUAUUUAAGUUAUUUUUAGUAUUCAAAACUAGCUUUUAACAAGCAGUGUGCAUUUCUAUAAACAAAAGUUUUUGUAGUGCAUAAACUUUAGUAACAAACUUAAUAUGCAGUAUUUUAGUAAGUUGUAUGAAUCCUACAGAAAGGGCUCAGAUUCAUCAGUACAUUAUUUAAUAUGGUACUGUAGUAAACUGUUGCAAGGUUCCAACAGGUAACUUACCUAUACUAGGGGUCUUCUAUGAAUAAUCAUGAAUUCUAGCUUUAAAAAACGUUCCAGUUAAUGACAAACCAUAAUGCCUGGGGGGUUUAUGGCUCUCUCCUACCAGCAGAACUGACAGUGCUAACAAAGCACAUUCCCCACCUUUCUCCAUAGUUGGAAAACAAAUUAGGAAUAAACAGUAAAAAGAAUACCACUGUUUGCCAGAGUUGGCUUCUGUAACUUUGGCAUUAACUAUAUGUGACUAUAGUUAAAACAGUGUAUUUGAAUUUAACAUCUUUAUAAUUUUAUAUAUUGCUGUACUCACCAUUUGUAAUACAGUUUGAUGAUUCUAGCUUGAUUCAUAAACAUACUAUUUGCCCUAUGACUAUUUUUGAUACUAUACACUCCUCUCAUUUUUUAUUUUCAUAAAUGUGAGAGUACUGUAAUCGAUGGUCAGCUGUAUUCCUUACUACAAACUGUUUCACAAUGGUCAUAAGCCCCAUCAUCAAAUUAACUCUCUGGAGCCUUAAUCAUGAAAAAUGGUUACUCAGGCAAGAAAAGUUUGUAGAUCAAAUUGAAGUACAGCUGGAUUCUAAGUGGCUUCAGUGCAGUUCUAAUUUCAGUCACAAUGUUAUCAAAACUUUUGUACUAGAAAGGCAGCUCAAUCACUCUGCUUUCUGUUUUCAUGUAGUUGAAGAAAAAUAACUUGACAACUAUUUUAUAUGAAAGUUUUAACUUUUGAAAAAUAACCUUUCCUUGAAAAAUAAGACUU